Messenger RNA from Hypoxylon fragiforme, 2563 nucleotides. RefSeq names its product gephyrin. NCBI's taxonomy places the organism in Eukaryota, Fungi, Ascomycota, Sordariomycetes, Xylariales, Hypoxylaceae. The record is from RefSeq and is a predicted model, not a curated record. The coding region runs from base 327 to 2366 and encodes 679 amino acids. Gene Ontology annotation, cellular component: cytosol; cytoplasm. The transcript has 3 exons. Gene Ontology annotation, biological process: Mo-molybdopterin cofactor biosynthetic process; molybdenum incorporation into molybdenum-molybdopterin complex. Gene Ontology annotation, molecular function: molybdopterin molybdotransferase activity.
CAAACCUUAAGGCAAAGCAGAUAAUGGCAUGUACCUGUAUGCAUUCAAGUUUAGUAGGUACUGCCCCGCUUUUGCACUAUACCUAGUAUUUAGUACCUAGUACUUAAGUACUUAUAAGUGAUAAAUCAGGUCGUCUAAGGCCUCACUCCCACUGGAUCUCUCUUCGCUGCCUAUACUGAGCUUAACUCAUUCCCUAGUAUAAACUCUAGUCUUAUUUGUAUAUACGCUCAGUUGAAGAUAAUCUGAUAUAUUCAUACUUGCCUAGCCUAGGUAUUUGUUCGUAUUUUUCACCUGGGUAAUAAUCAUUAAUCCUCUCCUCGCUCACGAUGGCCAGCACUACCCUAAGAGCCGUAUUACUCAUCGUUUCUACAACAGCAGCCAAAGACCCUUCAACAGAUGCUUCUCAAGCUGUCUUAAGUGAUGUACUCGAGGAAGAAGGUGGUGGUCACUGGGAGUUGGUUGAUACCAAAAUUGUCCCUGAUGUUGCCACUCAGAUCCAAAGACAGAUCAUGUUAUGGACCGACGUUGCGGCGGACACCAUCAACCUCAUCCUGACUACAGGGGGCACUGGCUUUGCAGUAGCAGACAACACUCCAGAGGCUGUCUCAGCUUUACUCCAUAAGCCUGCACCUGGCAUAGUACACGGCAUGUUGACGGCCUCUUUGAAUGUUACCCCUUUCGCCAUGAUGUCUCGCCCAGUGGCUGGUGUCAGAAAUAAGUCUCUCAUCAUUACACUUCCAGGUUCUCCAAAAGGGGCUCGGGAAAACUUACAGGCAGUCUUAAAAACAUUACCACACGCAUGUAUCCAAGCUGCUGGUAUGGAUUCGAGAUCGUUACACGUUGGAGGGGUGAGAAGACUUGAAGCAGAAGCUGGUAUAAGAUCGGAGCCCGGGCACUUUCAUACUCACGACCACCACCAUAGCCACGGAAGUACUCAUCAGCAUAGUCAUAGCCAUGGUCAUAGUCACGGCCACGGUCAUGGCAGUCUAGUAAGAUAUACAGCGCCUAGCUCAAACCCCAUGUCUAACGACCCGAGCCUCGGCCCGAGUCGGAGGAACAGAGAGUCCCCCUUUCCGAUGCUAUCGGUUGACGAUGCUUUGAAUAAGAUAAAGGAGCAUACACCGUCACCAGAAAUCACCACCUCCUUGGUUGACAGAUCAUUGCCUGGCCACGUUCUAGCUGAAGAUGUCCAAGCGAGGGAAAACGUGCCCGCUUUUCGAGCUAGUAUUGUCGAUGGCUACGCCGUUGUCGUGCCCAAGGACGGAAACAUGAAGGGAGUCUUCCCUGUUGUCUCCGUGUCCCACGCCUCCCCAGGCGAAGUUAAACCCUUGAAAGAGGGUGAAAUUGCUAGGAUAACCACCGGAGCUCCACUUCCACCAGGGGCUACGUCCGUCAUCAUGGUGGAAGAUACGAUACUAAAGACUAUGACCGAGGACGGCAAAGAAGAAAAGGAGGUGGAGAUUCUUGCGGCCAAUGUGCGGGAGGGAGAGAACAUCCGCGAGGUCGGCAGCGAUAUCAAGGCCAAGUCCAGUAUUCUCAGCAAAGGCGAGCAGAUCUCCGCCGUGGGAGGCGAAAUUGGUCUCCUCGCCGCCGUCGGUGUUGCCUCUGUAAAAACAUACCGCAAGCCCGUCAUAGGCGUGCUAUCGACUGGCGACGAGAUCGUCCAACACGACCGACCCGGCGACCUACGGCUAGGCGAAGUGCGUGACACCAACCGCAUCACGCUGAUGUGCGCGGCGAAGGAAUGCGGCUACGAAGUCCAUGAUCUCGGCAUCGCGGCGGACAAACCAGGUACGCUGGAGGAGACGCUGCGAGAGGCGUUGCGGCGCGUCGACUUCGUCAUCACUACAGGGGGAGUCUCGAUGGGCGAGCUCGACCUCCUAAAACCGACGAUCGAGCGAUCGCUCGGGGGCACGAUCCACUUUGGCCGCGUGGCCAUGAAGCCCGGAAAACCGACGACUUUCGCGACCGUGCCCGUCAAGAACAACGCCGGCGCCCGCGUCACCAAGGUCGUCUUCUCGCUGCCCGGUAACCCGGCCUCCGCCAUCGUCACCUUCCACCUCUUCGUCCUCCCUUCCCUUCUCCAGAUGUCUGGGAUCACUCCCGCUAGUUUAACGAAGGUCUCCGUUACGCUCGCGCACGACUUCGCGCUGGACAAGUCGAGGCCAGAGUACCACCGCGCUAUCGUCUCGGUCGGAAGCAGUGGGGUUCUAGUGGCGACGAGCACGGGGGGGCAGAGGAGUUCGAGGGUGGGAAGUCUGAGGGGCGCGAAUUGCUUGUUGUGUUUGCCGAGCGGGACGGAACCGCUGAGGAAGGGGGCGAAGGUCGAUGCGCUGCUUAUGGGUGGGAUUAGGGGUAAGUUGUAGGGCUGAGUUGGUUUUUGGGAGGUCGUUUCAACUACGAUAUUCUACUUGUACAGAAGUUGUAUGUGAAGGAGGGGAGUAUAAAGUAGGGAAACACCUAGUCACCUUGUAAUGAGUUUCGAUGUUGAUGAUGAACAUGCACACUGUAAUGUAUUAGGCAGGUACCUAUCUACUUGGUUAUAAAAAGAGGUUAAGCGCAG